Messenger RNA from Neodiprion fabricii, 534 nucleotides. Its product is annotated as peptidyl-prolyl cis-trans isomerase NIMA-interacting 4. The record is from RefSeq and is a predicted model, not a curated record. Gene Ontology annotation, molecular function: peptidyl-prolyl cis-trans isomerase activity; DNA binding. Bases 79 to 450 code for a protein of 123 amino acids. Gene Ontology annotation, biological process: rRNA processing. The transcript is spliced from 3 exons. NCBI's taxonomy places the organism in Eukaryota, Metazoa, Arthropoda, Insecta, Hymenoptera, Diprionidae.
UUAAAGCAGUUAGAGGUUAUACUGGAGUGAUAUAGGUCUUGUAUUAAGUUUUUGUUUUGUGGUGUGUAAAUCAUUAUAAUGCCUCCAAAAAAAAAUGCUGCUGGAAAAUCGAAGGGAGGAAAUGAAGGCGAGAAGGGAGAUAGCAAUAAAAAAGGGGGGGCCGCAAUCAAAGUAAGGCACAUUCUCUGUGAAAAACAAUCCAAGGUUCUAGAGGCAAUGGACAAACUCAAAGCUGGCCAAAAAUUCAACGAAGUAGCCGCUACCUACAGUGAAGACAAAGCUCGCUCUGGUGGAGAUCUGGGCUGGAUGACUCGCGGCUCUAUGGUUGGGCCGUUUCAAGAGGCAGCUUUUGCAUUGCCCAUAUCGAGUAUUGGUACUCCAGUAUACACUGACCCACCGGUUAAAACGAAAUUUGGGUACCACAUAAUCAUGGUUGAAGGAAAAAAAUAGCAAGAUGUAAAAUAACUUCCCUGUAUACACUCAGCUUUCAAUAUUCAUAAAUAAAACUGUUUAAUUUUUCCACUUAUGAACGAA